This is a messenger RNA of Tribolium castaneum (red flour beetle), 857 nucleotides long. RefSeq names its product membrin (gene Membrin). The transcript has 2 exons. Gene Ontology annotation, cellular component: Golgi apparatus; SNARE complex; late endosome membrane. Bases 154 to 789 code for a protein of 211 amino acids. Gene Ontology annotation, molecular function: SNAP receptor activity; SNARE binding. The record is from RefSeq and is a predicted model, not a curated record. NCBI's taxonomy places the organism in Eukaryota, Metazoa, Arthropoda, Insecta, Coleoptera, Tenebrionidae. Gene Ontology annotation, biological process: vesicle fusion; vesicle-mediated transport.
AAAGUCGGAAAAUUGAAAUGGACGGUGCCAAUCCCACGUCGCAAAAUCCCCAAAAUUGACAAUCAGUCAGUGACAGAUGACGCAAACGUCAACAACAUGCUGUAACAUCAUCAAAAUUUAAAUUUGCAAUGUGUCUUGGCUUUGCCCCCAAUCAUGGAUACACUUUACCAUCAGACCAACAAAUUAAUUCAACAGACGCAACAAAGCUUUCAAGCUUUGGAGCAAAACUCUGGCAACGUCCUCGAAAUCGAAGCUGACAUUCAAGAGAAGAUUACCACAAUUAAUAGUAAUUGUGAAAAACUCGAUGUUUAUUUAUAUAAAGUCCCGAUCGACCAAAGACCUAACGCGAAAAUGCGCUGCGAUCAGUUGAAGUAUGAUGCAAGGCACCUUCAGGCGGCCCUAGUGGCCUCUAGACAGAAAAGGGCACGACGAGAGGCUGCGAUUAAUGAAAGGGAACAAUUGUUGAAUCGCCGGUUUGCCCCUAAUCCCGAUCUGACGACCAUCAAUAUAGACUAUGCGUUACAGCACCAGAAUUCAUUACAGAAUUCUCAUAGAGGUGUAGACGAAAUGCUACACACGGGGGUUAAUGCGUUAGAGUCGCUUAGGUCGCAAAGACUGACUUUGAAGGGGGCACAUCGUCGCAUUAUGGACAUGGCUAAUACGCUGGGGCUGAGUAACCACACAAUGAGACUAAUCGAGAAAAGGGCCGGUGAAGACAAAUAUAUACUGAUACUGGGAAUCGUGAUUACGCUUUUAGUGAUUGUUUUUGUAAUUGUGUAUUUUACAUAGAGAGGUGACACAUUCCCUGGUUGUUGUGAAUUAUGUAAUCUUGAUUUAUUAAUAAAAAAUUAAUUCGU